CAAGUGGUAUGCUUGGUGGCAAGAGGCGUGAAGUGUGCUUGACGAGGCUUUGACAGACCCACGACAGUCGGUAGUUUAUAGAUUUACCCACACCUUUUCUGUAAAAACAAAGAUUUAAUUCUUUGGUGUUACGCUUACCGAAUCAAAAUUGUUCCCGAUAUAAUUUAGUUCUAAUCUGAGAACUUACUGACAGCUGAAUUACGUGUAGAAAUCAUGGUUUCCGAGCCGCUGUUGUUCGCGUUUGCUCUAUUCGACACCGGCGCUGUGCUUUUUCUGCUUGUGUAUUUUGUGAUUACGCUUUCGGACCUUGAAUGCGAUUACCUGAACGCCCAGCAGUGCUGCUCGAAAUUGAACACGUGGGUUCUACCGAAAAUCGUCGGGCACGUCUUCCUCGUCGUCCUGCUACUCUUCCACGGUCAAUGGAUCCUCAUGGUCGUCAAUUUACCGAUGGCUCUUUGGCUCGUGUACGAAUUUCUGACAGUACCCACGGGCAACAUGGGGAUCUACGACCCAACCGAGAUCCACAACCAUGGCCAGCUGAAGAAACACCUCAGGGACUGCAUGGUCUAUCUCGGAUAUUAUCUCGUCUUCUUCUUCAUAUAUCUGUACUGCAUGAUUAUUGCGCUACUGAAGGGGGAUCCGAUCAGAAGAGACGAAGACGACAUGGUUGAGUUUUAGUCUAAUCACAUAACAGCUUCGAUCCAUUGUGAUAAUUUUUCUUUCCCAUGCAUGUAUACAUCAAAAGUUUGACCAUGUAUGUUCAUUUUUUUUUUUUUUUUUUUUUCUUAGACCAUUAGUGUACAGUAAUAACCACUCUAAUUUAUUUAUAAUUUAUAAGGUAUCAUUUCAAUCGCGGUUCUAAUCAAGAGACUGAAAAUUUCCACGAUCAUUAUAUAAUAUAUGAUCUUGUAUAAGUACGUUACCGCAAUGCCGUAAUAAUCGGAAAAAUAGCUAAUUAAAAAAGUUACCUUCUCCUUAACUAAUGAAAAAAACAAAAAUGGUAGUACUGAAUUCAGUUAUUUUUUUCCCCUGGAAUGCGCGCAGUAAAUAUUUCUUCCUUACCACUUACAAUCAGUGUUAAUUGCAUAUUUUCACUGUUUGUGAAGAAUCGUUGCACAACUUUCGAUUUCGAAACCGAAAUAUGUCGACACCAUGUAAUCUUCAAAGUUUAUAUUACGUAAACGUUUACAACGAAACGUUUAUACACCUUUAUUCUGAUUACAUUGUCCGCAAUGUAAUGAAGAUCUAACAUUGUGUAUAUAUAUUUUUUUUUACUUAAUCCGAUUUCUCGAAUUUCGGUGAUUAAAGCACUCCCCCAGACGAAAUUUGAAACCUAAAAUAUAAACGAAGAUCAAAAUAUUAUACGAUCAAACAUUAUAACAAUGGAGAAAGUUUCGCCGUCGGCUGAAAAAAAAAUGAAACAAACAUCAACCGAUCAUUUCGUUUUUCGAACAUACCCAUGUCCAGUCAUACGUAUAAUAUAUUAUUAUUAUUAUUUCUAUUAUUAUUAUCGGCCAGCCUUCAAUCGUGUAAUACAAAUGUGGUAUGCGCAAUGUACAUCGUCGUGUAUAUUUUUUUGUACUAUCGCGAUAUCGGUGUAGUACAAUACACUUCAUUGUUUUCAUUCCCGCUUGCCUACAACAAUCAUCGUAUACAUACCUACGUACGUGGUAAAUACGCGUAGAGCCCUUUGUUCAAACAUGUUUUUCGCCCCUGUCGGCCUGUGAAUUGCCCUCGGAAUUGCCUGUGUUAGCCGCCGUGACCGGGUAACAGUUUUAUCUCAAACAUAUAUACGACGACCCUCCUCCUCCCCCCCCCCCCGCCCUCUCUCUGCAACACGAGGCAGACGGUGGAUGAUUUAAACUUCGCGUGUUGCUUUUUCUUUUUACGUUGUUUAUUACUUUUAAAAAAUUUUUUUUACCCCUUUUUAUAAUAUGAACGAAAAUUUCUCUCACUUCUUUUACCCAAUUUUUUUUUUUUUACGUUGUCGGCGCAAUAUGUGUACAUGUGUACUGUAAAUAGAUUUAAAUUGUCUUGCUACGGUGCGAUACAACGCCGAAAUUAUAUGUAUAAUAAUAAUAAUAAUAAUAAUAAUAAUAAUAAUAAACUUCAGUUACGCGGAUACUUUAAAUUAUUAUACGUACCGUAAUGCAUAUGUAAUUAAGCCAAGUUUCAAGCCAGUGCGUACAAGUAUAAUAAAUUAACGGUAUAAGCCUGUAUUAUAGUUAUAUACCUAUGCAUAUAAUGUAGAGCUAGUCAUGUGGUCUGGAUAUAUUGAAUAUACAGGUAUAUAUAUAUAACAGUUGUACCUAAUAUGUAUUAUAAAAGUCGAUCCGAAGUUCAAUUGAAACGGUUGCUAUUAUCGUAUGUAUACUGAAAUUAUGUAUAUUUUAAUAUGUAUAGAAUUCAUCACUGCGGAGCUCCAACUGUUCAAUACAUAUAAUUAUACAAACACUAUUGUACAUACGUUAUACAUGGAUUGCACAUACUUGCAUGAAUACAUGUUAUUGCUCGAUUCUUCGACCCCUGCAGCCACUCCCUGUCCGCUUUCGCCUCUGCUCGUACUUUGGUCGGGGUAUGUAUACAUACACAUAUACAUAUAAUAAAGUUGCUAUAUUCACGUAUCAACGU
Neodiprion virginianus is the source of this 2631-nucleotide messenger RNA. RefSeq names its product protein cornichon homolog 4 (gene cnir). Gene Ontology annotation, cellular component: COPII-coated ER to Golgi transport vesicle; endoplasmic reticulum membrane. The transcript has 4 exons. Gene Ontology annotation, biological process: endoplasmic reticulum to Golgi vesicle-mediated transport. Bases 214 to 678 code for a protein of 154 amino acids. Lineage: Eukaryota; Metazoa; Arthropoda; Insecta; Hymenoptera; Diprionidae. The record is from RefSeq and is a predicted model, not a curated record.